This is a messenger RNA of Dryobates pubescens (Downy woodpecker), 2863 nucleotides long. RefSeq names its product ring finger protein 8 (gene RNF8). Gene Ontology annotation, cellular component: site of double-strand break; cytosol; ubiquitin ligase complex. Gene Ontology annotation, biological process: ubiquitin-dependent protein catabolic process; protein K48-linked ubiquitination; double-strand break repair. NCBI's taxonomy places the organism in Eukaryota, Metazoa, Chordata, Aves, Piciformes, Picidae. The coding region runs from base 113 to 1663 and encodes 516 amino acids. The record is from RefSeq and is a predicted model, not a curated record. Gene Ontology annotation, molecular function: metal ion binding; ubiquitin protein ligase activity; histone binding. The transcript is spliced from 8 exons.
CUCCAUGUUCGAUUAGUCGGGCUGCUAAGCAGUGUGUGGCCGCUACGACAUCUCGCGAGCGCGGGGGCGCCGCCGCAGUGAUUGCUCCUGCCUGCGGAGGUGCGCGGCUGCCAUGGCGAUGCGCGGCGCCUCGCAGGACCUGGCCUGGUGUCUCCGUCGGGUCGGGGCCAGCGCCGACUGGCUGCUGCUGGAGGCCGGUACGCAGGUAACUGUAGGCCGAGGACUAGAUGUCACCUAUCAGCUCGUGUCUAAAACCUGCCCCUUGAUGAUCUCUCGGAAGCACUGCGUUUUCCAGCAAGAUGCAGAAGGACAGUGGGCUGUCAAGGAUAACAAGAGUCUAAAUGGAGUCUGGCUUAACAAACAGCGCCUGGAUCCCUCAAAAGCCUAUCCGAUCACUGAAGGAGACCGUAUCCAGUUGGGAGUGCCUUUGGAAAACAGAGAGACUGCUGAAUAUGAGUAUGAAGUGAUUAAAGAGGAAUGGGAGAAAAUUAGACCAUUUUUAGCUCAAAGGAGUGAUCUGGGGAAAGCAAAGGGUUCAAGAAUGAAACGUAAAUUCAGCAUGGAAGAAGUGGAAAUGUCGGAAUCUGAAGGCCCUUCAAAUUCCAGAUCCAAAAGAAACAGAGUGUACUGUGAUAGAAAAACUUUGGGUAAAGCAUGGGGAAGGGUAGAAGAGGCUAAACUAUUAGAGAAUAUGGAUGUCAAGCUGCCUUCUCCUGGACCAAGUGAGGCGGAUAGUGAUCCAACAUGUAGCAGCCCAGUACACACUGAAAAACCUGUGUCUGUCCCACAUAAUGUCCAGAAAGACUCUGGUCUUGCACAGUCGUGGACUGGCUUGGAAACGCUGAGGAAAAGUCUAGUAGAUACAAUGAAGUUAAAGGUCAAAAUGCAGGAGAAGCAGACAGCAGUUCUGAACAUAAAACAGAAGCACAGAAAGGGUGCUCAGAAAGAGAUCCUGGCAAUGGAGCAGGAGCUACAGGAGUUGCAGGACCAGCUGUGCAUAGAACAAGAGCAUCAGCAGCAGCAGGUGGAAGAGCUGGAAAGGACAUUCUCUAAAGAGCAAGAGCAGCUGAAGGGAGUAAAGAGGCAACAUGGGCAAGAGAACCUAAAGGAGCAGCUGGCCCAGGUCCUGCAAGAGCAUCAUGCUUUGAUGGAAGAACUGAGCCGUAGUAAAAAAGACUUUGAGGAGAUAAUUCGAGCCAAGAAUAAAGAACUGGAAGAAACCAAGGAGGAGAAAGAAAAGGUGAGAGCCCAAAAAGAAGAGGUGUUGAAUCAGAUGACUGAUGUGUUGGAGAAUGAGUUGCGGUGCACAAUCUGUUCUGAGCACUUUAUCGAGGCAGUCACCUUGAAUUGUGCACACAGCUUCUGCUCUUACUGUAUUAGUGAGUGGACAAAGCGUAAGGUGGAGUGCCCGAUCUGCAGGCAGGAGAUCAAAUCCAAGACGCGCUCUCUGGUGCUGGAUAACUGCAUUGACAGGAUGGUCGAAAAACUGGACGUGGAAACGAAAGAGCUUCGCCUGAGCCUUACCAGAGAGCGGAAAGAGAAACAGGAGGAUGUGUUGAUGAAACUAGCCACAGACAAUGAGAGACGUAUCAUUUCGUCCAUCUACUCCCUCAUGUGGGCGAGUCUUUUUGACAGUGAGGACUCCGAGGAGGAUUCUUCCUGAAAUGGAAGCCACUCCCUUAUCUAAACUCUGUUACUGCAAACUCAUUUGCCUGUGUCCUGCACAGACUGGCAGGAUUUGUCUAAACCUAAAGGCUGACUGCUGCUGGAUGAAUGGAUGGGACAUCUGGAAUGGCAGACUCUAUGAAGAGGCUGGAGCUGAGAACUGGCAGCAUUUGGAAGAAGGACCUUUUUAAAUGGAUGUACCGAAUCUUGAUCUCCAAAACAGAACUGGGAUUGUGAGGGGACAAACUACAGUUCUGCUAGACAACUGACAUACAAAGCUUAGACUUCCAUGAUGGUUUGUGACCUGCUUGGUGUAACGUAAUAGGUUAUCUGCAUCGCUGCCCCUUCCUUAGUGAACGUUUAAAUGUGUACAUCAGCUUCCCUUAAUUCAGGCAAGAGGGAAUGGCCCAGGCUAUUUGAGAACUUGGCCAUCCCUCCACCAGCAGGCAUGAGAGGUGUAUCAGGAAAGUGCCAGUGUAGAUUUUCCUCUUGAGUUUCAUAUGGCAGCUAGAGUAAUCCCAGGCUUCUGGCAGUGAAAGUAACAAAAGGUGGGUUAUGGACCCUGCCAGCCCCAAGUGAUUAAAUGCAAUGUAAGCUGAGCUGCUGGUCAUCAUCUGUUUGAUCUGUGGACACUGUUUGCUUUCUCUCUUAUCGGGAUGGAGAAGAUUAAAUCUUCCAGAAUUCCUUAGCUAGUGCACUUUUCAUACACUUACCUUUGCUAUGUUCCCUCUUUAGGCUAAAGAGAAUUGGGAAGCAGUGCAACCAGAAAUUAUUAGCAACUAACAACAGCACUUCUGAAGAGGCAGGGUAGGAAAGCAGUGUCUGUAAGCAAUCACAAUGCACAGAAGGCAACAUUUUAUUGUUUACAAAACAUUGUUGAGCUGUGGGUUGUAUAGUGACCUCACAGCAAAUCUCUCAUCCCUGAGAGACUGAGCAAGUCUUGCCUCAUCUGUCAAUUUGUCUAUGAAGUUCCAUUUCCAGUGGCAUGUGCUUCUGAUUUAGCUGUUAGAUGGAAAGGACUGUUUUACACUGUGAGAAGAGGAUGGGGAAAGCCCAGCUCAUCUAAUAUUUCUUUGGCUGUUCUUACGUACUUCCUGUGUUUAUUUUGUUUCAGAAGGAAAAUGUAAAUCCAUUUCUGCAUUAGUCUUCCUUGGAGCAACCAGAGUUGGUUGUCUUUUUCCUAGCUGUCUUAGAUUUU